Messenger RNA from Pelmatolapia mariae (spotted tilapia), 3325 nucleotides. It is a transcript of the gene pop1, whose product is annotated as POP1 homolog, ribonuclease P/MRP subunit. The transcript has 16 exons. Lineage: Eukaryota; Metazoa; Chordata; Actinopteri; Cichliformes; Cichlidae. The record is from RefSeq and is a predicted model, not a curated record. Gene Ontology annotation, biological process: tRNA 5'-leader removal. Gene Ontology annotation, cellular component: ribonuclease MRP complex; nucleolar ribonuclease P complex. Bases 111 to 3071 code for a protein of 986 amino acids.
ACCAGCACCAGCAUGAGGAAACCUCACAUGGUUGCUAAACGUAAAACUAGAGGGUCCCUGCAGCUGGAACAGCGUUUCUGACACACAUCACACUGGGGAACCUUGAGAAAAUGUCUGCGGCUAAAGUCAAAAUGCGGGAGAAGAAGAUGAGAAAUCAGCCUGCCAGUGUGCAGUAUCCAUCUUCUUCAUCUAACGUGGAGAGCAGCACACAGAAUGGAGCAGACGCCCCUGGCACCGGAAAAAAUGCUGAUCCUCUCAAAGGUGGUCUUUCGGAGGUGCACCCCUCUACAGAAAGGCAGAAGAAAACUCCCCACCAGAGCGGAUGGGUCCGUGGACAUCAUAAAGAUGGUGGUGGCUACACUAAGGAAAUGCCCAAAUACAUCACUGCUGGAGCUUUUGCAAGGGCCAGGGCUGCAGAGGUGAGCGCCAUGUUGAAAGCUGUCAGAAAGACCACAAGCAGCAGCCGUGUGUUUGAAGCUCUGCCCAAACACAUGAGGAGACGAGCCAUGAGCCACAACACCAAGCGACUUCCUCACAGACUGAGAGAGGUGGCCAAUAGAAUGCGGGAGAAGAGCCUCCAGGCUGGCUCCAAAAAGAAGAAGGAGCCGGCAAAGAGCAAGAGCCGCAAGGCCCGGCGGCGCCACGGAAACCUGCUGCUGGAGUUCAACCGCCGUCAGCGGAAGAACAUUUGGCUGGAAACGCACAUUUGGCACGCCAAGCGCUUCCACAUGGUUAAAAAGUGGGGUUACUGCCUCGGGGACAGGCCCACAUACAAAUGCUACAGGGCUUGCUACAGAGCAAUGAGCAGCCACUGCCUCCUACAGGAUCUCUCUUAUUACUGCUGCAUAGAGCUGCAGGGGGACGAAGACAAGCUUCUAGCUGCUCUUUCACAGCUGACCAGCAAGGAAGCAGGCCCUACGUUUGCUGCAGCACUGUGUCUGUCAGGAAGGAGACAGGGCAGUGUCAUGGUGUACAGAGCAGGACGGUACCCCUCACAGCCCCUGGGCCCCGUCACCUUCCUCUGGAGACCCCGCACACAGGGCUCAGUGCACAGGCAGCUGUGGAUCUGGGCUCAUCCCACUCUUAAGCAGGAUCUUCUGCCUGAAUUACAAACUGUGUGUCAGUGUUGUGAGGCUGUAUUACCUCCGGCUGCACCAGUAGAGGUUAAUCCCACCUUGGAGGCCGAGUCAGAGCCUGAAAACACACCUGAGGCCAAGCCGGUACCUGGAAUCAAGAGAAAGCGUAGCCGUAAAGAUGCCACUGGACCCCCUGCAAAGAAGAUCCUGGGUGAUGGAACAAGAUUACCCUCCACCCCAGUGAGCUGGAGGUCCAGCUCAAAUGGACUAGUUAUAAACGAUCUCACAAUGGAGAUUGUGCGCUAUCGGCUGAUUGGACCACAGUCCCAUUCGGUGUUGGUAGACACUUUAGAAGCUGCUACAGGCUGUGAUGAAGUGCAGAAAUCCCAGACUUGCUCCCUCUGGUGGCCUCAGCACUGCUCAGAUGAGGCCAAGAUGACUCUGCAUCAACAACAAGCUGAUAUCUUUAACAUCCUGAAAGGCAUCUAUUCGACCUCCGAGCUCCCCUCAGGCACGGUGCUGGGUCUGACUGUGGAUGACCCGAGGCUCACUUUACCAAGAAAGAGAGUUAAAGCUUUGCCUUGCGUAAAGCAGGCACAAGAGGUGGACGAGGAGAAGAGGCGUAAGCUGAUGUUGGAGGGAGUACCAGAGCCUUGCUGUCAGAGUUUCAUUUGGGAACAGUCUGUGCGAGACAAUGUCACCGAUAACAAGAUAUCUGAGCAGGAGCUGAACCGUAUGAGGAGUGAGGUGCUGGUGCCAAGCUCCAGGCUGAGCCCAACUCCCCUGCAGGGUCGUGUCCCCAUUCUCCUUGUUCAUCAGCCGGGCAAGCAGGUUGGGCAUGAGAUGAGCUCGUGGGGUGCUGGAUGGGACCUGUUGCUUCCCAAAGGCUGGGGGAUGGCCUUCUGGAUCCCACUGGUGUACAGAGGAGUUCGCAUAGGUGGACUCAAUAUGAGUCUGAAACACUCUCAAAACAAAGCAGCGCCUCACUUUCCCCGUGAUUAUCCAGACUGCCCUGCAGGCAUGCGUUUUCAGGAGGAGCAGGAGGCCGAACUGCUGGACAAGUUUAAAAGGCAUCCACCCGCCAAGAGGACCAAUUACAUUAAGCAUGGCUGUGUGGCUCCUUUCCGUUGCCCUUGGCAACAACUGGCAGAGGAGUGGGAGAUCAUCGUGCGGGAAGGAGGCAGCCAGACACGAACCACAGCGCAGGCUGACGCUGUGACCGAGGAGAGGACAUCACAACGGGCGAUCAGCAUAACAAAACCUCCGAGCCGCUUCACUGUACUGAGGAACAGAAAGGCUUUGAGGCUGCUUUCUGCCUGGUGCAGACCCACAACAUCCAAAGGUCAGAGGCCAUGCCGUGUUGGCGAGCUACCGCCUAUCAGCUGUGAAGCUGUGACGUCGUUCCUGUCAGCACAUGCGAUGAGUCUGGUGUGGGUGCAUGUGUCGCUGCUGUCAAAGGGCAAACCGGAGCACCAUGCCAUGUUAUGCGUGCCAACUCCAGAGGACCUAAAGGCGCUAGGAAAUCGACAAGGAACUGGCGGUCCUCAGGAGCCACCACACAGAGACCACUUUAAAAGCAGAAUUAAACGCAGAAAGAAGGACCCUAAGAAGGACCCUAAGAAGGCUGCAACAUCCUCUGUAACUCCUGAUAAGCCUGAUGGCAAGAAGGCAGACCUCAUCUUUGCUUCUGACUUAGACACCAACGCAUCCAAAGACCCUAAAUCCUUCUCGGAGUCUUCCUCAGACCUCGUCCUAGGGCUGUGGCCGGAUCCUCUGCCCAGUGUUGCCUCUCACUGCUCCCGGGUGACCGUGGGCUGGGUCAUUCAGGGUGACUUCUCCAUGUCUGCAGGCUGCGGGGAGGCUCUUGGAUUUGUGAGCGUUGCUGGGCUCCUUAAUACCCUCCUCAAUCAGACAAGCGAACACAAAGGAAAGCUGCUGCUUCGGAACCCCACCUCCUUGCACUACCGCUUUGCUAAGAUCAACAUAGAGGUCUGAGGUCUGUUUUAGUUUUUAGCAAGUUAAUGCCAAGAGUUCAGUAAAUUGUUUGAUGUUUCAUUUGUUCAGUGAUUUGAUGGAAUCUGUAUGCCUUGACUGAAGAUUUAUUGACUUGCAUGGCAUCACAACAAGCAACCUAGUGACUUUUUAGUUGAGUAUAGUAUACUCUGAGAUACAUCUUUAUUGAUUUAACUAAGUAAAACAAAAGGUAAUCUGUAAAAGAAUUCGUGGAAUACUGUAAAUGAAUGAGAGCC